AUGGGCGGUUGGCUGAGCUAUCUCUGGUGGGGCGGCAAUCCCGACAAAGUGAACCCAGUGUCGGGGCUGACACGAAGAGAAGUCUAUGCAGUGCAGAAGUCAUGGGCACUCGUCUACAAAGACUCAGUGGGGAACGGAAUUGAAUUAUUGAAACGGUUAUUUCGCGCGUAUCCAGAAACGAAAGAAUUCUUCAAAAUGGUGAGGAAACUGCCCGAGGAAGAGUUUGACAAGAAUUUCCAAUUCAAAGCGCACGUUAUCAACCUUAUGUCUUCACUUAACCUCGCCGUCAACAAUCUCAAUCAGCCCGAAAUUGUGGUAGAGAUGAUGCUCAAGCUGGGAGAAUCUCAUCACAAAAGAAAAAUUCAAAGGCAACAUUUCUAUAGUUUAAAAGACGUUAUAGUGAAGAUGUUCAUCGAGGUGCUCAAUCUGGACUCUUCAACUCUUGACGCGUGGGGCAAGACCGUAGAGUUCUGGUAUAAGCACAUAUUCGAAGCGCUGUCAGACGGGGAAGCAAGAUAA
Molecule: messenger RNA, 519 nt
Organism: Parnassius mnemosyne (clouded apollo)
Lineage: Eukaryota; Metazoa; Arthropoda; Insecta; Lepidoptera; Papilionidae
Source: the annotation of a GenBank genome assembly